CACUCCGCCCUGCGCCGCCGCCGCCGCCACCAUGACCACCGCCGCGUUCUUCGCCUUCCUGCUGGUUGCUGCCGCCACCGCCGCCUCUGCCGCUCCUAGAGGUCCGGAGCGGCUCAUCACCAAACUGCCCUCCUGGAUCAAGACUUGCAGCAGGAAUGACCCCAAUCUGAAUGAGUGCAUCAGGCAGAUGAUUAUGGAGACCGUCCGCAAAUCAAAGGAUGGUAUUCCUGAACUGGGUGCCCCUGCCAGUGACCCGUUCCUAGUACGAGAGAUGCUGCUGGAGUACCAGCAGGGCGACGUGGAGGGCAAGGUGCUGAUCAAGAACUCUCUCGUCCACGGCCUCAGCGACGUCAUCGUCAAAGACGUCAGGAUGAACCUGAAUGAUGGCGGAAAAUUCCGUUUUGAGGCCGACGUGAUAUUCAAGCGCUUACUCCUCGAGGGAGAGUACAAAGGACAAGGCAAAAUCAUCACCUUCCCUAUUGAUGGCAAGGGUGUCUUCAACAACUCGAUGACUGAUGUUGUGGGCACGUUCAACGUGACUGGAGAGUACUACCAGAAGGCUGGACGUCCAUUCUUGAAACUGACUCGCUUCUCCUUCCUGCCAGAGGUGGGCACCAUGAAGAUAUACGCCUCUAACCUCUUCGCAGGGAACGACGAGCUCAACAAGGCGGCUCUGGCGUUCGCCAACGAGUUUUGGCCGGUGCUCUACAAGGAGUUGCUGCCGUACGCGGACGAGGCCUGGGACAAGGUAAUGCGCAACGAGGCCAACAAGGUGCUCGCCGCCAUCCCGUUCGACGUCCUCUUCCCUGACAAGUAGGCGGCCGCUGCCGGCGACGUCUGCACAACCACAAUCCCACCUCCAGACUGACGUCUUCUGUCUGGAAUCACCGCCACACAAUCAGCAAAAUGCACGCACUAUCACAAAAACUCUACUCCCACACAGGAACGUCAGUGCCAAUCAUAUUGCUGUAAAUGGGCGCACAAAGUGAUAUCCAAAAGGUAUCGCGCAAAGCCCCUCUGCAAGAGUUCUGUGACCUUGGUAGUAACUUCAGUGUAACAUGUUUGUGACACCUUCUCAUCCUAGAGGAUUCAUCCAACUAUACGCAUAGGGCCCUCUAAUGCCACUGGCUUUUUAUGUCAUUAUAAUGUAUGAAAGUACGAUGAAAGUUGUAAUGACAUAUGCCAGUGAUGUACGGCUACCAAAUUAUAUGGUGACCAGAAUCGCAGCUUGUCAUAUGGUAAUGGUACAUUAUCACAGUAAACGGAAAUUAAUUUUGUCUGUUUAAACUAGCGCAGUUACAGAUUUGUAUAUUUUAACGCAUAUAUAAUUCUGUUAUACCACCAUUACACUAUCAAGAAAAAUCACACGUGCAGCAGACAUCUGUAUCAUUGUACUCAGUAAUAAAUGCACUUGCAUCUAAAA
Schistocerca nitens (vagrant locust) is the source of this 1423-nucleotide messenger RNA. RefSeq lists its product as uncharacterized. The transcript has 6 exons. Lineage: Eukaryota; Metazoa; Arthropoda; Insecta; Orthoptera; Acrididae. The record is from RefSeq and is a predicted model, not a curated record. The coding region runs from base 32 to 817 and encodes 261 amino acids.